AUUCCGAUAGUAACAGUCAGAAACACAUUAUUCACAAAAUGACGGCAGGCAGGAAAGCAAUAAUCGCAUUUUUCUUGAAUAAGUUUAGACUAAUUCAGUUAGAACCUGGAAAACAUAAUUAUAAAACGUAUUUGUUACUAAUAUUUAUUCUCGCAUCACAUGCUAUUCAAAUUUAUUAUGGUGGAAUGCUAGUGGCAAAAAGUGAUAAGUUUCUUACAAUGGCAAAAGGAGUUAAAUCAAUCAUAGUAAAUUUUCAAGUGGGUAAAAUAAUUGCUGGACUUCGUGAAGAUGAUAUUGACUACUUACUUAGAGACACCGAAAAAUUCUGGAAUUCUGAAUCUACAGAAAAAAUGUACAAGCUUGCACUGCGAGGAGCGCAAGCAUUUCAGAAUCUUAUAUAUGCCGCAUAUGCUGUCAUUGUAAUUAUUCCCAUUGCAAUGGGCAGCCUUCCGUUUGAUCUUUAUAUUCCUGAAUUUCCUGGUGCGUUUUGGUUGCUUGCAGCAUUGCAAUGUCUACAAUUUCUCUACGCAAUGGUAAUUGUGAUUGCCGUUGACUGCUUAUUUCUGUGUCUUUCGCUAUUUGUCUUGGCUCAAUUUCAAUUAUUGAAUAAACGUCUUGAGAGAUUGGGCAAGAAUUCGAACAUUAUGUAUGAAGAGGCAAAAAUUUGUGUUACACGUCACGAUUUUUUAAUGCAAUACACUGAAAGAUAUGCAGGCAUGUUUCGCUAUGCGUUGCUUUCGCAAUACUGUAUCACGACUUUAAGUGUUUGUGUAGAAAUGUUUGUCUUCACAAAACAAAAUGUGGUAGGAAUGGCAGUAAGCUGUUUCUAUUUAAUUGCAUUACUGUUUCAACUGGCUUUGUAUUGUUUUCCGGCUGAUAUGGUUAUUCAAGAGGCAUUGUAUUCUAGUCAAGCAAUAAUCAACUCAAAGUGGUAUGAACAUCCACGAUUUGCGAAAAUAUUUGUUCAACAUAUAAUUCGUCGCUCGCACAAAAUAAUAGUUUUCAGCGCUGCUGGAUUGGUUAAUAUAAACCGCGUUGCGUUUACCAUGAUUUUCAAGUGGUCAGUCUCCUUUUAUGCGUUAAUGCGCGACAUGGCAAAAAUAAUAGAUUAAUGUACCAAUUUUUAAAAAUAUUUAAUAGUCAAUAUAUUUGUGCUUUUUAUAUCACAUGCUAAUAAAUCGUUACAGUGUUACCAAUCUGUGAUAGAAGGGGCCGGCUAAGAGUACGGCACGUACUUAAUACUGCAAGUUUUAUAAGUGCAAAGUAUUAAUUUCAUAGUGGAAAGCAUUUUAUUCAAGUGGAAUCCAUUUUUCAAA
This is a messenger RNA of Dalotia coriaria, 1316 nucleotides long. RefSeq lists its product as uncharacterized. The record is from RefSeq and is a predicted model, not a curated record. NCBI's taxonomy places the organism in Eukaryota, Metazoa, Arthropoda, Insecta, Coleoptera, Staphylinidae. Gene Ontology annotation, biological process: detection of chemical stimulus involved in sensory perception of smell; sensory perception of smell. The transcript is spliced from 6 exons. Gene Ontology annotation, cellular component: plasma membrane. Gene Ontology annotation, molecular function: odorant binding; olfactory receptor activity. The coding region runs from base 39 to 1112 and encodes 357 amino acids.